ACGUCCAUCAAGCAAAAUGCGUAAACAAUUACCAACUCCAAGGGGAAAAUUCAAAAUGCCUGGAAAAAGAAGACGAUACAAUGUUCGAUUUCCACCUGGUCGCAUUAAGAAGAUUAUGCAGAAGGACACCGAGGUGGGAAGAAUGGCCAUGGCCGUGCCAGUAGUCAUUUCUAAAGUCUUGGAGAUGUUUCUGAGGUCGCUUCUCACCAAGGCCAACCUCAUCACACAAUCUAGGCAUAGCCGAACUCUGUCAGUUAACCACGUGAAGCAGUGCAUAGACUCAGAGAGGACAUUUGAUUUCCUAAGGGCCUUAGCAGAUCAGGCCUAUGCCACCUCCUCAACCAAAGAGAGUCAAGAGAAGGGGAGUUGGUCACAGCACAGGCGGAGGUGGCAGGAUAUUCCUGUGAAAGCAAAGCCAUCUAAAAUGGAAGAGGCUCCUAAGUCGAAGAUGGCCAUCCGAGAGCCUCUCUAUGAUGACAACUCCUCCAGUGAGUCAGAGCUGUAUAUCUGUUUGGAUACAUAGUCAUGAACACGUCCUCCUAACAUUACAGCAUCUCUGGAAACUGAUGUUUGAACUGCGGUGAAGACCCAACAAUAAUUUUGGUUUUGAACUUCAAUAUUGGUGAUUUAUUAUUUGUGGGGGUGAAAGUAUUAAGGGGUCUAAUUCAAUUUAAUAUAUCUGCAGAAAAAGUUUAAUGAUAAUGAUAAUGAUAUGUAUAUAUAUGUGUGUGUAUAAUAUGUAAGUAAGAACUUUAUUUGAAUGUUUUCUGAAGGUUGGAUGGGGAAAUCUAUGCUCUGUAUCUAUCUAUUUGUUUGUUCUUGUUGGCUCCUUUACAAGUGGUACAAAUAUCUAUGAAGUCAUUAUCAGCACCAUCUCUAUGAAUUGAGAAUACUAUGUGGUUGUUCAUAUCACAACCUCUUGUGAAACUGACUAAUUUCAUGAAGGUAAUAAUAAUGUAUCGGUUGGCUUAAUCAUGAAUUCUUUAUCAAUCCUAAAGUUUCAAGUGUUUGCAUUGUGUGACAAGUUAUACAACAGACACCAGUUCAUAAUUCAAAAGCUUUAUUCAGAUUUUCAUGGGUUACCCAUUCCUGUACACAUCUUAGUGGCUCUUUUGUCUAUUUCCUGUUUGAACUAUGCAUAUGUUGUACAUUAAAAUGUACAGUGCCA
This is a messenger RNA of Sardina pilchardus (European sardine), 1168 nucleotides long. Its product is annotated as dr1-associated corepressor. Gene Ontology annotation, cellular component: nucleus; negative cofactor 2 complex. Gene Ontology annotation, biological process: transcription by RNA polymerase II. The coding region runs from base 17 to 523 and encodes 168 amino acids. Gene Ontology annotation, molecular function: RNA polymerase II general transcription initiation factor activity; core promoter sequence-specific DNA binding; protein heterodimerization activity. The record is from RefSeq and is a predicted model, not a curated record. The transcript has 7 exons. Lineage: Eukaryota; Metazoa; Chordata; Actinopteri; Clupeiformes; Clupeidae.